Molecule: messenger RNA, 1506 nt
Organism: Aureobasidium namibiae CBS 147.97
Lineage: Eukaryota; Fungi; Ascomycota; Dothideomycetes; Dothideales; Saccotheciaceae
Product: vacuolar protein sorting-associated protein 73
Exons: 2
Coding region: 1-1506 (501 amino acids)
Biological process (GO): monosaccharide transmembrane transport
Cellular component (GO): membrane
Molecular function (GO): hexose transmembrane transporter activity
Source: RefSeq, a predicted model, not a curated record
AUGACUAUCUUCAAGGAUCUCACGCCGUACUUUGUCUACAUCCUCCUCGUCUCCACCAUCGGUCCUCUGCUAUUCGGCUUCCAUCUCGCAGAGUUCAACGCGCCGCAAUCCGUCAUUACCUGCGAGAAGAAGUCCAUCUCGUCAACUGUCGCUCCAAGUCUGCCGCAAUGUAUCCCUAUGGACUCGACCCAGUUCGGCCUCAUCUCGUCCAUCUUCACCCUGGGAGGUCUUCUGGGCGCGCUUAGCGCAGGUCCUCUCUCAGCUCGCUAUGGCCGCUACAAGUCGAUGCUGUUAAGCACCAUCCCCUUCAUCGUCGGUCCCGUUUUCGAGGUCUUGGCUACCGACAUCCCCAUCAUGACCAUCGGACGCUUCAUCAGCGGUCUCGGCGCUGGUGCUUCGGUUGUCAUCGCACCCAUCUUCAUCUCCGAAGUGGCUCCUCCCAAAGAGAAGGGCUUCUUUGGCGCUUUCACCCAAAUCAUGAUCAACAUGGGCAUCUUCAUCGCACAGCUGCUCGGUCUCUUUUUGAGCAAGCGCUCUCUGUGGCGUAUUAUCCUGGCUGUGGGUGGGGCUAUCGGCGUCGUUCAAGCUGUUGGUUUGUUCCUUGGUGGACAAGAAAGUCCAAAGUGGCUUGCCGACCACGGCAAGGAACGACAAGCGAAACGUGUAUUGCGCAAACUAAGAGGUCAUGAAGCCAAUAUCGAAGACGAAGUCAAGGGCUGGGGUGAGAGCUCGCAAGACAUGGAGGACGAAGAAGACAGUCUUUUGACCAACGAAGACCGUAUGCCUCCAGGCGGCAUCGAGCAGAGCGGUCCUUCCUCUGACGCCUCGGCAAGCAAGAAGACCAAAGAAGCUCUUGAAGCUCUUGGUGCUCUUGCCGUCCUCAAAAAUCCUGAUUCUCGCUCUGCCGUCAUAGCCGUUGUUGUCAUCAUGAUCGGUCAGCAGCUCUGCGGUAUCAACUCGAUAGUCAUGUAUGGCGUCUCGUUACUCUCGGACCUGCUCUCGGCCAACGCUGCUCUUCUCAACGUCCUGGUGGCAGUCUUGAACAUUGUCGUGACUACAUCUUGCGCUCCUCUGACCGAUAAGCUUGGCCGCAAAGUUUGUCUUCUCGCGAGCAUCUUCGGCAUGGGUGUGUCAUCGUUGCUUCUGGGCAUCGGAAUCAUGAAGCACAUUCCAAUCCUAUCAGCCAUCACUGUCUUGACCUUCGUGUCGUCCUUUGGCUUGGGUCUUGGACCUGUGCCUUUCAUCCUUUCCUCUGAGCUCGUCGGACCUGGCGCAGUUGGCGCAACCCAGAGCUGGGCUUUAGCAGCCAACUGGAUCGCUACCUUUGUGGUUGCCCAGUUCUUCCCUAUCGUCAACGAGAAGCUCGGUGGGGGUAAGGUCUACUUUAUCUUUGCCGCUUUUGCCGCGUUGCUGUCUGCCUUCGUCUUCUGGGCAGUGCCUGAAACCAAGGGCAAAGCUGAUGCAGAUGAAGUUUGGGGUCGUAAGGCUAGCAGGGCUGUCGACUGA